Salvia hispanica is the source of this 2224-nucleotide messenger RNA. It is a transcript of the gene MEE13, whose product is annotated as myosin heavy chain-like protein. NCBI's taxonomy places the organism in Eukaryota, Viridiplantae, Streptophyta, Magnoliopsida, Lamiales, Lamiaceae. The record is from RefSeq and is a predicted model, not a curated record.
AUUAAAUUGUUAAAAUACAGAGAGGACACAAUCAUUAUUCCGCCUCCUCAUUCGGGCUCCAAGGAAUCGAAUUACAGACGCCCGGUUCCAGAGCUCCGAAUCAAUAAUUUGAUUUCCCGCCAUGGAUCAGCAUCCCAAUUAUGAAUCGAUGGUUGCUCGUGUUCAACAGUUGGAGAGAGAACGUAAUGAAUUGCAGAAAGAUAUUGAACAGUUGUGUAUGCAACAAGCUGGACCUGCCUAUAUUGGAGUGGCAACACGUUUACAUUUUCAGAGGACAGCUGGGUUGGAGCAGGAGAUCGAGAACUUGAAAAAACAGUUGGCUACUUGCAUAAGACAAAAUCAAAAUCUUCAAGAGGAGCUAUCCGAAGCUUAUCGCAUUAAAAGCCAAAUAGCCGAUCUACAUAAGGCUGAAGUGUCAAAGAAUGUCGAAGCUGAGAAUCAGCUUAGGUUUUUUCAAGAUUGUGUAGCUGCUGCUUUUGCUGAGCGAGAUAAUGCAAUAAUGGAGGCUGAAAAGGCUAAAGAGAGAGAGGAGCUACUGCCGCAGGAGCUGACAAAUUUUCAGAGAAGGGUUGAAGAGCUGACUGCUGAACUUCUUGAAGAAAAGGAACAAGCAGCAAAUAUCCGUAUUGAUUUAGAAAAGCACGAAAGGCAGAAUGAGAUGUUCAGACAGGUGAUUGAUAAAUUCUAUAGCAUCAGACAAGAUUCCCUUAAUGAUUCCACUGAUGGAAGUUGGGAAGAGAAAUGUCUUUCUCUUCUGAAUGAUUCAGAGGAUACAUGGAGGUUCCAAAAUGAUGAGGAUGCUUCAACCUCCAAUUACAUUAACUCUCUCGAAGCCGAGAUUGAAACUCUGAGGAGACGUCUCGAUAAUUUACAAAACAAGCUUCGAGUGGGACUGGAAAUUGAAACCCACUUGAAGAAGAAAGUCCGUGAUUUGGAGAGGAAGAAAAUCCAUUCAAAAGAGAAGAAUAAAAAGUGGAUUUCGGCAUUAUCUCAUCACCAUUCUCAGUUCAGAAACGGUAUCAAAAGCUUACUUGAUGAGGGAUAUUUGGAGCUAAAAUCAAUUAGCGAUCUGGUAGUUGAGAAGAUCAAGCAACUUGAAACGAGCAGAGAAUGCGAUUUGAGAUCUUCUCAGCUACAAGAGAGAGAAUUUGACGUGAGUGAAUGCAGGGAUGUCCAUGUUAGUGCCGAUUCUAGUCCAGUUGCAAUCACUGAGAAAAGUCAUCCGGGCUUGCCAAUUCCAAGUGCUUGUGAAACUGGCGAUGCAUCUGAAGCCCUUGCUUUGGCAUUGCACGAUAAGGUGUCAGCAUUAUUACUUAUGUCGCAGCAAGAAGAAAGACAUCUAUUAGAGAGGGAUGUAAAUGCAGCUUUGCAAAAAAAAAUCGAGGAACUGCAGAGAAACUUAAUGCAGGUUACGAAUGAAAAGGUGAAAGCUCUUAUGGAGUUAGCACAGCUGAAGCAAGAAUUAUAUAAUCUACAACCAAAGAUCAGUCAGGACAAAGUACAAGGAAUCAAUCCGGUGGAGACUGCAGAACGAAGAAUGGUAUCGGAGAAAGACGGGAAAUUGAAAAGUCUGCUAAAGAAAACUUACUUAACACGUUGGGUCGGAGGCUCCGAUGGAAGUGAUAUAUUGGCACAUCUACAUAACGAAAAACCACAUCAAGUGGAUUUCGCAAGGAUGAAGAUUGAAAAUGCCACUCUUAAGGAGAGCCUGGACAGUAUGGAGCAUCUACUUUCUUCUGUUCGAAGACUCCGUAUUUCCCUAUUGAAGGUGAAAGAGUCGGAUGCAGGGAAAGAUGAAGACAUGAGGUGUUCCGAAGAUUUGGAACAAGUUAUUGCAGAAGCAAACCUUCUGAAGACAGCCCUUGGCAGCUCUCUCCCCGUUAGUUGGCUGGCUGAAACGGAACGAUCAUUGGAUGAAAUAAGUGGGGCCGCUCGGGAGUCUGGGCAAGAGAAAGUGGAUCUUGUUUCUGCAGCUGGAUUUGAGAUGGUGGAGCUCUUGAUAUUUGCUGCUCAGAACCUCAAGGAGUGUUGUGGUAAGUGAAGUAAAGAAAUUUCAACAUGUGUUAUACUUAUAGCUGAAGCAGAAUUUUGUAUACUAGUUAAAACAAAGCAGUGUGAAAAUAGUACUCCAUGUAAGUUUGUAUUUACUUGCUCUGUACACAAGUUGUAAAUUCCAGAGCCCUCAUUUACAUGGAUUUAAAAUGGCACUUCCCUCUUUUCAAAA